AUGAAGGCCGUCUUUAUUACUGAACAGGGCGGUGUUGAUAAUAUGAUUUAUGGAGAGGUUCCUUUCCCCAAAGUGACAGAUAAUUCAGUUCUCAUAAAGAACCACGUUUCUGGCAUCAACUAUAUCGAUACUUAUCACCGUUCUGGAGUCUAUCCAGUUCCAUUACCUUUCAUUAUUGGUAAAGAGGGUGCUGGUGAAAUUGUGGAGGUCGGUAAAAAUGUAACUGACUUUAAGGUGGGCGACCGUGUCGUUCAUUUUGGAAGCGGCACUUACGCAGAAUAUACAGCAGCGGAUGUUUCGGCAGUCGAAAAACUUGCGGACGAUGUCAGUUAUGAACAGGCAGCUGCUAUUGGCAUCCAAGCAUUGACUGCAUGGACGAUGGUGCGCGACGGCUACCCUGUGAAAAAAGGGGACACUAUACUUGUUCAUGCUGCAGCUGGGGGUGUGGGUCUUCUCUUGUGCCAAAUGCUGAAACACUUGGGUGCUACUGUUAUUGCUACUGUCAGUACCGAUGAGAAAGCACAGCUGGCCAAGAAAAAUGGAGCCGACUAUGUUAUCAAUUACAGUUGUGAGGAUGUGGUAAAACGAGUCAAUGAAAUUACAGAAGGCUUAGGCUGUCAUGCUGUUUUAGAUGGUGUCGGCAAGGAUACAUGGGAUACAUCCUUGGCAUGUACGCGUCGUUUGGGUACGUUGAUUUCUUUCGGUAAUGCUUCCGGUGUCGUACCUCCUAUUUCUAUAGGUUGCCUAGCUCAGAAGAAUGUGAAACUGAUGAGGCCUAUGUUGUUCAACUACCUUGCUACUCGAGAGGAAUCCAAGAAAUGGUGGGGUGAAGUGUUUGAGCUCCUGAGAAAAAAGGUACUCAAUUUGCAUGUUCACAAAUUUUACAAGCUGGAAGAUGCCAAGCAAAGUCACCUUGAUCUUCAAGGUAGAAAGACCACAGGCAAGUUAUUGAUCAAAUUUUAG
This is a messenger RNA of Mycotypha africana, 963 nucleotides long. RefSeq lists its product as uncharacterized. Gene Ontology annotation, cellular component: cytoplasm. Lineage: Eukaryota; Fungi; Mucoromycota; Mucoromycetes; Mucorales; Mycotyphaceae. The record is from RefSeq and is a predicted model, not a curated record. Gene Ontology annotation, molecular function: quinone reductase (NADPH) activity; zinc ion binding. Bases 1 to 963 code for a protein of 320 amino acids. The transcript has 2 exons. Gene Ontology annotation, biological process: cellular response to oxidative stress.